Messenger RNA from Dryobates pubescens (Downy woodpecker), 4601 nucleotides. It is a transcript of the gene ADD1, whose product is annotated as adducin 1. Gene Ontology annotation, cellular component: adherens junction; plasma membrane; focal adhesion. The transcript has 17 exons. The record is from RefSeq and is a predicted model, not a curated record. Gene Ontology annotation, molecular function: actin filament binding. Gene Ontology annotation, biological process: barbed-end actin filament capping; positive regulation of adherens junction organization; positive regulation of establishment of endothelial barrier. NCBI's taxonomy places the organism in Eukaryota, Metazoa, Chordata, Aves, Piciformes, Picidae. The coding region runs from base 160 to 2574 and encodes 804 amino acids.
GCGGUGGGGGAGGAGGGAGCGGAGCCGAGCGGCGGGAGGCGGAGCUGGGGCCAGCGGCGGCGGAGACAGCCUCGUCAGGGGGACUGUCUGCAGCGGCCCCUUUCCCAUUCCCUCUUGCCUUUCCUUCUCAUCUGUCCUCGGGUUCCUUAAAGCUGUGCUAUGAAUGGUGAUUCUGGUGUGGGGGUGGUGACUUCACCACCUCCAACAACAGCCCCUCAUAAAGAGAGGUACUUUGAUCGAGUUGAUGAAAAUAAUCCAGAUUAUUUGAGAGAGAGGAACAUGGCACCUGACCUUCGCCAGGAUUUUAACAUGAUGGAACAGAAGAAGAGGGUCUCCAUGAUUCUUCAAAGCCCAGCUUUUUGUGAAGAACUGGAAUCUAUGAUCCAGGAACAAUUUAAGAAAGGGAAGAACCCAACAGGUUUAUUGGCUCUGCAGCAGAUUGCAGAUUUCAUGACCACAAACGUACCCAACGUCUACCCUGCGGCACCACAAGGCGGAAUGGCUGCAUUAAACAUGAGCCUUGGCAUGGUGACACCAGUGAAUGAUCUAAGAGGAUCAGAUUCCAUUGCUUAUGAAAAAGGGGAGAAGUUGCUACGGUGUAAAUUGGCAGCCUUCUACAGAUUAGCAGAUCUCUUUGGCUGGUCUCAGCUUAUUUACAAUCAUAUAACAGCCAGAGUAAAUUCUGAGCAGGAGCACUUCCUCAUCGUACCUUUUGGACUCCUCUAUAGUGAAGUUACUGCAUCUAGUUUGGUUAAAAUCAAUAUCCAGGGUGAUGUAGUUGAUCGUGGAAGCACUAACCUGGGUGUGAACCAAGCUGGCUUUACUUUGCACUCAGCCAUCUACGCGGCCCGGCCUGAUGUGAAGUGCAUUGUCCACAUUCACACACCAGCAGGGGCAGCGGUUUCUGCAAUGAAGUGUGGUCUCUUGCCAAUUUCCCCUGAAGCACUUUCUCUAGGGGAAGUAGCUUACCAUGACUACCAUGGGAUUUUAGUGGAUGAUGAAGAGAAGGUGGUUAUUCAGAAAAACUUGGGGCCUAAAAGCAAGGUCCUUAUUCUGAGAAACCAUGGCUUGGUAUCAGUUGGAGAGACUGUUGAGGAGGCUUUCUACUAUAUUCAUAACCUAGUGCUUGCCUGUGAGAUUCAAGUACGCACGCUGGCCAGUGCAGGUGGACCUGACAACUUAGUGCUUUUAGACCCUGGGAAGUAUAAAGCCAAGUCUCGUUCCCCUGAGUCUCCAGCAGGUGAGGGUACUGUGUCCCACCCAAAGUGGCAGAUUGGUGAACAGGAAUUUGAAGCUCUUAUGCGAAUGCUCGAUAACCUGGGCUACAGAACCGGCUACCCCUACCGAUGCCCUGCUCUGAGAGAGAAAUCUAAAAAGUACAGCGAUGUUGAGAUCCCAGCUAGUGUCACAGGUUACUCCUUCACUAGUGAUGGCGACUCAGGCACUUGCUCCCCCCUCAGACACAGUUUUCAGAAACAGCAGCGAGAGAAGACAAGGUGGCUGAACUCUGGCCGAGGGGAUGAUGCUUCUGAAGAAGGGCAGAACGGCAGCAGCCCCAAGUCGAAGACUAAGGUGUGGACGAACAUUACACACGAUCACGUGAAACCCUUGCUGCAGUCUCUCUCGUCCGGUGUCUGCGUGCCAAGCUGUAUUACCAACUGCUUGUGGACUAAAGAGGAUGGACAUAGAACUGCCACCUCUGCUGUCCCUAACCUGUUUGUUCCAUUGAACACCAAUCCAAAGGAGGUCCAAGAAAUGAGGAACAAGAUCCGAGAGCAAAACCUACAAGACAUUAAAACUGCUGGCCCUCAAUCACAGGUUCUAUCUGGGGUAGUUGUGGACAGGAGUCUUGUACAGAGAGUAACAGUUUAUAAGGAUGCUCCCCUCUCAGACUGUACGGAAUCUAUUGAAGGGCUCGAUCCCACAGAGCAGGCCUUUAGUCCAGCUAAAUCUCUGUCUGUUAGAAAGGGGGAGCUGGUGACUGCGUCGAAGGCAAUCAUAGAGAAGGAAUAUCAACCCAAAGUCAUCGUCAGCACCACAGGGCCCAACCCCUUCAACAAGCUCACCGACCGAGAGCUGGAGGAGUACCGCAAGGAAGUAGAAAGAAAGCAGAAGGGACCAGAAGAACCUUCAGAAGAUGGCAGGCAACAGAAAGAGAGAAGUCCCCUUGACCCCGCUUCAGCUCGCACUCCUCCCAGCACGCCGAUUAAGCUGGAGGAAGAGACACAGCAGGACCAGACCUACAAAGAUGACAGUGAUGCUGCAACUUUCAAGCAAACCCUCCCAGAUCUCACCCCCGAUGAGCCUUCAGAAGCACUCAGCUUCCCUCCCUUAGGAAAGGAGGAAGGGAGAUGUGAUGAAGAUGUGUCCAAAAGCCAAACAGAAUCAGCUGCAGUGGAAAACAAGGAACCCCAGCCUCCUCCCGCUGAGGAGCCAGCAACCCCCACAGCUGAGGAGGGGACAGCAGCUGAUGCAGGUAGCGAUGAAUCUCCAGGGAAGUCCCCAUCCAAAAAGAAAAAGAAGUUUCGCACUCCUUCCUUCCUGAAGAAGAGCAAAAAGAAGAGUGACUCCUAAAGGCCAAACACACUGCAGAAACACUGUCAUGUUCUCAACCCAUUAACCACUAGAAUGUACCAGGUCGUACUGAGUGUCUUGUCUUACCAUGUAAAUGAAUGCAACAGGUAAUCCAACCAGCCCCUCCGCUCGUGGCUUGAUUCUUUAAGGGUAUAACCAGAAACUAAUGUCCAAAGAGGUGCUAAUCCUGUGUGUCCAGCAGCUGCCACAGAUCUGAUCCCUCACUUGUGAUCCAGUGUCAGUGGCUUCCACAGGCAAGGCCUGGAAUCACCUUUUUAAUGUCAAGCCUGCACUGCUUUACUAAAGCAUAGAUGUCACAGUUCAGAACAAACCACAGCUGGCUCCCCACAAGUGUUGUUUCACGAUACUCUGUUCCAGGUCCCAGGUAAAUUUCUUCUUCAAUGCUGACUUUGUGGAGAGGAUGCUUUGGCAGUGGUGUUUGCAGGGGGGAGGUAUUCCUGACCUGGUGUAGGCUUCUGCAAGCUUGUGGUGUGCUGGUCAAGCUUUGGGGCCACCUCCUCCUUCCUCUCCUCCUCCCCCCCUGACUGUGGUAUCAAAAUGGAGGUGUUUUCACUUGGAUUGCAUAACUGGCUCCUGAAAUCAUCUUUGCUGUCUGGGCCUGAAGUGGCUGUGGUGUGUCUGCUCAUGGUGUGCGUUGCAGACCCCAAUGUUUUUUUUGCUAGUGAGCGCAGCUUGAGGGCAAUCUGCCUUCCAGCCUUGAGUCCCCAAGAGCUGGGCAGGUAUUUGGCUGUUAGAAAAGGUUAAAAAGUAACCAUGUAAAAGUACUCCAGAAGUCUUGCAGCUGGAGGUAGGGAGCAGGGGCAGUUGUAUCUCAGCCUUAGCACAGGGUUUUUCCACCCUCUGAAAAACCCCUGGGGUACAGGUGCCAACCUCCUGCCCCUCAAGCAGCUCUGCAGCCUUUUGGCUUUGUUCCUUCCCAGGAUGAAAAUGUAAAUGCAUUACACUGAGCAUUAACCUGGGGUUCUGUUCAUUGCUUUCCCUUCAAGAGCUGGCAUUUCUUCAACCCUUGGUUGUUGCCAGCAGCAAUGUUCUGACCCCCCAGGGACCUCCCAGGUGUAUUCUCACAGUUUGCUUUAAGUGUUUAAUAUGUAGCAUGGUAAAGAAAAUCACCUCCCCCCUGAAUUCAUUGUUUCCCAGUUAUUGCCAUGCUUCUGUCUAUCACUAAUUGUCAAAGUAGCUCAAGGUCAGAUAGGUGAAGCUUGCAGGAGUCCUCCAGCAGCUGGGCAAUGCCCCUGGCCAAGGGCAGGGCAGCUGGUAACCGUUUCUGGUUUUAGCAGCAGCAAACCUUGACACCCCUGUGUGGGAGAGGGAAGCACCUUCACUCCCAGUGUCUGUAACAAAACAGGGUCUGGAUGUAACCUUCUAGGACAAUACUAAACGUUGCAGUUGGUAAACUAGCAGGAAACUACUAAUGCCUUACGUUCAUGCAGCAGAAAGCAUCGCGGGAGGCGGCCGGGCGGUUGGACACAGCUAUGGAUGAUGAAGGCCUGUGUUAGGCUGGGAGGUGCUGAGACCUCAGUCUGGUUUCAGGCAGCGAAGGGGAGACAGCUGAAAGGAGAACUGUGAGGUUUUGAGGUGGUAACAGACGUGGUGAGGAGGGGAGGGUCACCUGCUGCGGGUGGAGCAGCAGCAGGGGCCCCUGGGGAGCGAUGCUCUGUCAGGGCUGCAUGGCACCAACAGCUUUCAGCUUCUACUUUAACCUUCGUGUCCUCUGCACCUCGGACCCCACGAUACUCGUUUGGCUCACUCGUGUUUAUGGCAGGGUCGUGAUGAAAUGACUAAUUGCUCUGUGUUUCAGUUCUUUCCUGGAGUCCCUCCAUUCCUCUUGGCCACAUAUGCAACGACUCUUUGAUUUCUAAUUUUGUAGUUUGUUCUUUUAACCCUUUGUAUCACACCGUAUGAAAUGUAGUCACCUAUGGUUACCCGCUCCGGGGCGCAGUAAGGGCCUGGGGGGUUCUUUCUUUCUUGUAUCAUUAAGUUCUACUCACAAAUAAAACUCUUUAAAA